AUGCAGGCCAUCAAGUGUGUUGUAGUGGGGGACGGGUAAGUUGAACCUACAUUAGUCUAGUUAGCUAUGAUAUAUUAAUUAUAAUAUCAAAUCAUUGUCUCUAUAAGCCCAUAGUUUGCUUGUUACCUUGCUAGCUAACUGGUGACAACUGUUGUCACUGUUUCCAGCUUGCUAACACAUUUGUCUGUAAAGUUGUUAUGGCAUGCUAACUUAGCUUAACUAGUGUUCUGCAUUCUCGUUUGCUGUUUAUGGCUAGUUAGAUAAAGCAGCUGUAUGCACUGUUUUCUCAGAGUGGGAUAUGGAAAAAUCACAUUUCCAAUUCACACAUGCGUAUUAAUACGCACUGAAAUUAUUAGCACCCACCAAAUUAUUGUUAUUAUUAUUAUUAUUAUUAUUAUGAUUAUUAGUUAUUAAAUUGUGCUUAACUAGCUAACAAUCCUUUAGGGUGGGUUGCCCCAACAUGGUUUAAAUGGAUCUUAGAUUAGAUCUAACUUAGAUUUUGUAAAUCUAGGUUUAUAGCUAGCUAAUUAAUGUGUUGCACCACUUAAAGCUGCAGUAUGUAACUUUUUGGGCAACCCCACCAAAUCUACAUAGAAAUGUGAGUUAUAGAUCUGUCAUUCUCAUUGAAAGCAGGUCUAAAAAGCGAUAGAUAUGUUCUAUGUGCGCUAUUUCUAUGCUGCCCGUUAAGUUUCGUUUUUGUCUUUUACUUUCUGUUUUGUACACCAGCUUCAUCCAGCUGAAAAUACAAUAUUUGUGGUUAUGGAAAAUAUAUUUCACAGCGGUUUAUAUGGUACAAUGAUUAUCUACAGUAUACUUGCUUGUUUUGUCACAUAAACUGAAAUUAGGCAAACUUGAAAUUUAGCAACCAGGAAAUGGCGGAUGGAUUUCUGCAUAGUGCAUGUUUAAUUUGAAACCUUGAUUAGUUCAUCUAAGGUUAAAUCACUAAUCUAUGAUUAGUGACAGGUGUCAUAAUACUUUCAACAUAGCAAUAUGUUCUAAUUUUAUUUAUAUGGAAACAAACCAGCACUGGUCAUUGCGAGUUUGCUAGAUAGCUAGCAAAGUGAGUUUUCACUUCCAGACUAAAUUAUGCAAUUAAUUGCAUUUUUUGUGAAAUUUGUUAGCUGGCUAGUUGAGUUUACAAACAUGAUAAGCCACUGGAGCUGAAAUUGUUAGUCACACCAAAAAUACAGCACAUACACUGACAUUUGAUAAACAUAAACAUCCUUCAGUGGCAGUUUAGAUUGAAUCCCUAAACUACAUUUACAUUUGACUUUAAAACAAUGGAGCAACAAGAUUACAUUUGAUCUUGGUUUAAAGUCUAAAUUAAACUUUGUUCAGAAGGAGCAUUACAUUUAACUACAAUUAAUUUAAAAUGAGGUUUCAAGUUUGGUGCAACAAGAUUUAUAGAUAAACCUUGAUUUACCCCAGUUUAAGAGUUAUCCAUGAUGGUGCAACCCACCCUAAAUGUCUGCUGCCUGUUCUUGAUGAGCUCCACCAUCCAACCUUAUUUAGGACAUUGUGAUUGGGACUCAAAUGUGUCAUUCUCACGCAAUGCUGGUAAUAUGUCCCUUUUGUAGAGAGAAACCUCAACAUUGGAACACAACAAAGCUCCCCACAGUCUUACUGGAUAAUGCAGACAUUAUUCAGUUUAAUGCAUUGUCUCAAGUUGGCCAGUUACACACCAUCCAAGUUCUACUUUCAGUUUUGAAAUUGACAUAAACAAAACAAAAACCAAGUGGUUUAUUUCUCCUCCUCAUCCCUCCAUCUCUCUAUGCUUCUCUCCUCCAGAGCUGUGGGUAAAACAUGCCUGCUCAUCAGCUACACCACCAACGCGUUCCCCGGGGAAUACAUCCCCACAGUGUAAGUACAUACUCUCUCUCUAUCUCUCCCCCCCACCACUCCCCCAUCGCAGAAGGUGCCCCACACUAGAAACAUAGAAUGUUUACAUUUUAUAAUCAGAGAUGUGGUUGUUUAACCCUUUCCUGAUGAUCAGGACAUUCUAUAUUUGGCCUGUCGAAUCAUUGAAAUGUACUGGUUGCCUUUAUUUCCUGGUGGUGUGCUGAUCACAUCCCUGAUGAUGUCAAUGUGGUAUAACAUGUAUCUCUCUCUAUAGCUUUGACAACUACUCUGCCAAUGUGAUGGUAGAUGGGAAACCAGUGAAUCUGGGUCUAUGGGAUACAGCAGGACAGGAAGACUACGACAGACUCAGACCACUGUCCUAUCCACAAACGGUAAAACAACAGGAUAAAUGUACUGUGUCCUCUUUAGGUCACUAGUGUAAGCAAUGAAGAUUGUCAAGUGACUUUUUGCAUCUCAAAGUAUCCACCUAAUUUUCGAGCGUUUCUAUGGGCACAGCGAAACAACGGAAGUGAUGGGAUUUGACUUACGCUUUACUUUACAUUUUAUAUUUUAGUCAUUUCGCAGACGCUCUAAUCCAGAGCGAUUUACAGGAGCAAUUAGGGUUAUGUGCCUUGCUCAAGGGCACAUCGGCUGAUUUUUCACCUAGUUGGCUCGGGGAUUCAAACCAGCAACCUUUCCGUAACUGGCCCAACGCUCUUAACCGCUAGGCUACCUGACGCUAGGCUACCUAUAGGCUGCAGUGCGCCGGUUGCAAACUUGGCGGAGUAAAUUAUUUGAAGGAGUCAAUUUAUAGAGUAUAAAAGUAAAGUCAACAAGUGUAAUUUUAUAUAUUAUAUUUCAUUCAAGUUCACUAACGUUAGCUAGACCUACUAGUUGUUCUGUUGCGAUAAUAACGUUAGUUGUGUCAGAGUUAAGGGCCAUCCACCAAACCAAUAACUAUAACGAUAAGCUAUAGGCUACAUAACUAAAAAACAUUGGUGAGCACCCACAAAGUUUAUCGUUCUACAGUCCUACAACUGUCAAUCAACUGAUCAACACAUCGUACUGCACGCUGCCUAUUAAAAAGAUGUUAACACGACCAUUCAGUGCUUUCAGGUUGUUUUCAUUGUCUUAGUGACAACUGCAAAUAAUACAUCAAUGUACAUGUAGGCCAUUUUUAAAUGUAGCAAUUCAACAACAAAUGCCGUUUAGCCUGCACAUAUUUUACAGCAUGUCAUUGGCUCGUUCCUCAAGUGGUUUGCAAGUGAUUGGCAAUUUUCUAACGGUUGUCAAUUUGUUUGGGUCUUCUUUUUCACUGUGGUCAUCUCUCUGUCUGUCCUGUGCAACAAUUUGCAAUGCGUCAGUGCAACAAUGUUAUCAUAAAUGGCCAAAAGUGAUCACUCCAACGCACUUCCUCACCUCAACUGUAGGCCUGUUUUACAUUCAGCAAUUAGCAAGAGUAAGCCUGCUUCUUUCCCCUAAUAGGCUGUUAGGCCUAGUAUAAAAAAUGAUCAAAAUAAAUAUCCUAUAGCUUUUCCUGGGAUUUCACGAGAAGAGGAAUGGCUAUUGUGGAGAGGCAUGCAUAGCCUAUUGCACAUGGAAACAGCUGGAAAAGAGAGGCUAGUGAUAUCUGAUGUGCAGCCGAAGUAAGAAGGUAGAUAUUAGGCCAUUCAUUAGCUAAAUAUUAGGGCUAUAGGAUAAAUAUUUACCUGUCAAAGUGCAAGAAAAAUAAAUUAACAGAUUAUAUGAAAUGGCAGAUCUGUGGGUACCUCCAGGCUACCCUCUGUGGUCCCCGGGGAUGCAAAGCUCCACUAUUGAUUAGGGCUACAUUUUUUGACAAAAUUAUUCUACCUGGGCUACAACAACACAGUGCAAUGAGGAAUGUAUUAUUGUUAUCAAGUGAGUACACAAUUAUUGUCUAUAGACUGUAAACUGCAGUGAUAUAGGCUAAUUUGAAUAACCGCUCAAGUGUCCUGUUUUGUUUCAUGCCGAAAUAACUGCAUACAGCCUAGGCCUGAUUAUGCAACAUUUUGGAUCAGAUGGGGUCUAUUCUCGACAGUUUAGAAGAUCUAGAAAGGUACAUUAGCAGGCGACUCAUAUGGUGUAUCCAGGCUCUGUAGUAGCCGGCCGCGACCGGGAGACCCAUGGGGUGGCGCACAAUUGGCCCAGCGUCGUCCAGGGUAAGGGAGGGAAUGGCCGGCAGGGAUGUAGCUCAGUUGGUAGAGCAUGGCGUUUGCAACGCCAGGGUUGUGGGUUCGAUUCCCACGGGGGGCCAGUAUGAAAACUAAAAACUAAAAAACUGUAUGCACUAACUGUAAGUGGCUCUGGAUAAGAGCGUCUGCUAAAUGACUGAAAUUUGUAUUUUGGCAGGAUGUAGCCUAUCAGUGUUAAGAUAGGCCUACUAGGAAAAUAUGGGCUUGUCCUUUCCAACUCCCUGCCCAUUCUUAAUGCUGUAGCCUAUUUUACAUUCAGCAAGCGAGAGCAAGCAUGCAUCUCUCCUCCAAUAGGCUAUUAGUAAAGAAAAUAAGUGUCCAAGCUUUUGUAGUCUGGCUUUUUCAGGGACUCUACAAGAUUUAAAGAGGAAUAGCCGAGGCAGCGGCAGGGCCAGGUGUGUAAUUGCGCAACAGAUCAAUGAAGACAGACCGGCUCAAGAUGUAGCCUAUAGCUUAAGUUAGAAGUCCUUAAUUCAUCAGCUCAAUGUUAGGCUUCAUACUGCAGUGAAUAUAUACAGUCAAUUUACACAGUGAAAGAAAAAAAAGUUAGCAGAUAACGCAGCCUCGGGAGCGCACACAGCCUACACGAUGUGCGCUCCCAGUCCCUGGGCACGCAGCUCCAAAAGAUACCCUAUUGAUUCAGUUUUUUAGGGACAAGAAAUGUACAACACAAUGUAAUGAAGAAUAUUCUUGUUUUCAAGUGAGGUAUAAAACUCAGUCUAGACUGUGAACUGCCGUGAUUUGCCAUUUGUUAUUUCAAUAACCGCUCAAAAGCCUGUUGUUUUGCAUGCAUAUUCAUUUAGAAAGAUAACUGCAUCUAGCUUGCCUUAUUGGACAACCAUUUGGAUCAGUUAUGGGUAUUUUCUCUGCAGUUUAGCCUACAAGGUCCAGGCACAUUAGCAGGCUAGUAAUAUGGUGUAUUUUGUCGGGAUGUAUUGGCUAACAGAAACAUGCUAAUGCAGGGAUUUCUAGUGGCGCGCAUAUGGAUUAUCAUAAUAGGUGAGCACGGAGGAAGUUAUACCCAUUGUUUCCGCGUUUGGCUUCAGUGUUUUAAAAGCGUUCUAAAAAUUGCUGUCAGCUCUGCAUAAAGAAUCAAUCCCUACAACAUUGUGAAUAAUAUAACAAGUUCUUCAGGGUGUUAGGGAAAGGCGUAUUGCAUUGUGUUGGCAACAUUGAGCAUUUAUAUUCGGCAUAUAAAACUAUGAGCCAACAUUGAGCAUUUAUUAUGGUUCAGAGGUCUGUAUGUAUGAGGAGGAGAGUACAGCCCUCUGUCCACAGUACUAAAACAAUGUCUGGAGCAGACAUUAAGGAAGUGAAAGAGUGCUCUGUCUGCCCCACAUUCUGGACUCUGUGACUCCUCCCGGCAAUUGACAGUGUUCAGGGAAACUUUAUCCUCCUAGAUAACAGUUAAGUUGUAUUGCAGUGAAUUGAGGACGUUCAUGAACUCUGUCUGUCAUGUAUGGUUUGUUUGUACCAUUCAUAGCUACAAAACAUUCAUCUCCAUAAAUUGUAACCUUCUAUUUUUUUAUGGUUGAUCUUGUAAUGCUGUAUUCGUAUGACCAAAUAUAUAAUGCUGGUUGUUUCCUCCCCAACAGGAUGUGUUUUUGAUCUGUUUCUCUCUCGUGAGUCCUGCCUCCUUUGAAAACGUCCGUGCCAAGGUGAGCCAUAGUCUCUGCUUUGUUUCUUUUUCGUUUAUGCAUUAAGCAUUAAGUUAUCAACAUGGUCAUUACUUGUGAGGGUGGAUUUUGAUAGAUAGGCCUCUAGUCUACAGUAACGUCCUGAUCCUAUCCUGACUGUCUUGUCCCUGUCCUCCAUAGUGGUACCCAGAGGUGAGACACCACUGCCCCAACACCCCAAUCAUCCUGGUGGGCACCAAGCUGGAUCUGAGAGACGACAAGGACACCAUCGAGAAGCUGAAGGAGAAGAAACUCACCCCCAUCACCUACCCCCAGGGCCUGGCCAUGGCAAAAGAGAUUGGUUAGUAUACUAAUAGUACUUUAGUGUCCUGUCUAGGAGGUGUACUUGUACAUCAAGCUGCCUCACGCUACAAAAACAACAGAUAGGCUCCUGUCCUAUGAGCUGUUCUGGCUCGGACAAGGCUUACUUGCUUCUUAGCAGUACUUUAGGGUCCGGUUUCCCGGACGAAGAGUAAGCCUAUUACUGGACUACACAGCAAUGUCAAUGGAGUUUCUCGGUAGCUUAAUUUGGAUCCGGAUGGGGUAGUCAUAGCUAUUAUUCAAUUUAGGAUUUUAAUGAAUGAAAUCCCCAUUUGCUGUGACGUUGAAUGCCGGCCUGUGUCUCCUCUACAGGAGCAGUAAAGUACCUGGAAUGCUCAGCUUUGACACAGCGUGGCCUUAAGACAGUGUUUGACGAAGCCAUCCGGGCGGUCUUGUGUCCCCCGCCCGUCAAGAAGAGGAAGAGGAAGUGCUCACUACUCUAA
Coregonus sp. 'balchen' is the source of this 6492-nucleotide messenger RNA. NCBI's taxonomy places the organism in Eukaryota, Metazoa, Chordata, Actinopteri, Salmoniformes, Salmonidae. The record is from the annotation of a GenBank genome assembly.